AUGAAGAAAAAAAUAAUAGUAAAAAGAUUGUCGAUUAACUUUUAUCCCGAAUAUAACUCUUGCGACGAGUACGAAGAAAUUGAGUUCGACGCGUAUGAUUGCGGCGGUGGCAGUGAUAAUGUCAGUGAAGAAGAAGCCGCAUCUGAGCGCCGCUGGCCAAAGUCUAUGAUUGAAAUGCCUACGCCGGCAACCCCAUCGCUUGAAGCUGAAACUAUUAUUCCCGAAAAGUCUUCAGAUGGGGCCCGUGUUAAUUUACCAUCACAAGACGAGGAAACUAUGCUCCCCCCAGAAAUCUUGGCAGCUCUUGGGGAAGCAAAGAAGUCUGAAGAAAUUUUUGGGCAGAAGAUCCCUACGGAAGUCUCUGAGUGUUGGGGUAAAAUCCUAAUAGAAGGAUUGACGAAAGAACAGAAGGAAAACUUGCUUACUAAAACACUGAUCCCCGAAAAUGUUCAACUCGCUAAAGCGCCAAGAUUGAACGCCGAGGUUGUGUCAGUAAUGAAUGAAUCAACAAAAAAUCGUGACAGGCGUUUAGAAAAGAUGAAAAACCAACUAGGUUGCGGUAUUGCAGGCUUAGCACAUUUAACAUGA
Molecule: messenger RNA, 588 nt
Organism: Parnassius mnemosyne (clouded apollo)
Lineage: Eukaryota; Metazoa; Arthropoda; Insecta; Lepidoptera; Papilionidae
Source: the annotation of a GenBank genome assembly